AUGGCUGGUGGAUUUGUAGUCUCAAGUGAAGGAGUUCCAUACAAUGGAAGAAUUACGCCGUUUGUCGUGUUAUCGUGCAUGGUGGCCGCCACAGGCGGUGUUAUAUUCGGUUACGAUAUCGGAAUUUCAGGUGGAGUAACCUCCAUGGCGCCGUUCUUGAAGAAGUUUUUCCCCGAAGUGUAUGCAAGAAUGAGAGAGGACACUAGGAUUAGCAACUACUGCAAAUUCGACAGCCAACUCUUGACGCUAUUCACGUCGUCGCUGUAUUUGGCAGGUUUAGUUUCUUCGUUUUUCGCGUCUUUCGUAAAUCGAGCUUAUGGCCGAAAGCCAACGAUCAUAGUCGGAGGAGCUGCAUUUCUUGCCGGGGCCGCACUUAACGGUGCAGCUGUCAGUAUAUAUAUGCUGAUUUUCGGCAGGGUUCUUCUCGGAGUUGGUGUUGGUUUUGCAAACCAGGCAGUGCCCUUAUACCUUUCAGAAAUGGCACCCCCCAAAUACAGGGGAGCCUUCAACAACGCCUUCCAGCUCAGCGUCGGCAUAGGCGCCCUAUCCGCAAACCUAAUCAACUACGGCUCGGAAAAAAUAAAACCCGGCUGGGGCUGGCGGCUCUCGCUGGCCCUAGCCGCAGUCCCUGCCUCUGCCCUAACGUUAGGCGCGAUUUUCCUUCCCGAGACCCCAAACAGCCUAAUCCAGCGCGGCCACAAGCCCGAGAAAGCCAAACGGACCCUACAAAGAGCCCGUGGCACUCACGACUUCCAGCCCGAGCUCGACGACCUCAUCCAGGCCAGCCGGAGCUCGAAAGACUCGGCAAAUGCCUACUCGAAAAUCUUGCGAAGGAAUUACCGGCCCCAGCUCGUGAUGUCGGUGGCCAUCCCGUUUUUCCAGCAGGUGACGGGGAUCAACGUGAUCGCGUUCUACGCGCCGAUUCUCUUCCGGACGAUCGGUUUUGGCGAGAGCGCGUCUCUGCUGUCGAGCGUGAUGACGGGGGUCGUGGGCAUUUUCACGACUCUUUUGUCGAUGGCGGCCGUGGAUAGGUUCGGGAGGCGUUUCCUGCUGAUGAGCGGUGGGCUGACGAUGCUCGGUUCGCAGGUUGCGGUUGGGGUGUUGAUGGGAGCUGAGUUGGGGGAUAAGGGUCGGUUGAGAGGAGGCUUGGCUUACACGGUGUUGGUGCUGAUCGGGAUCUAUGUGGCGGGGUUUGGGGUGUCGUGGGGCCCGUUGGGGUGGUUGAUCCCGAGCGAGAUUUUCCCGCUGGAGAUUCGGGCAGUGGGGCAGAGCGUGUCGGUUGGGGUGAACUUCUUGUUCACGUUCUUGGUCGGGCAGAUGUUUUUGUGGAUGCUGUGCCGGAUGAAGGCCGGGAUCUUCCUGUUUUUCGGGGGGUGGGUGGCGGUUAUGACGUGUUUCGUGUAUCUGUUGCUGCCGGAGACGAAGAACGUGCCGAUCGAGCAGAUGGAGAGGGUGUGGAGAGAGCACUGGUUCUGGAGUAGAAUUGUAGCUAUUAAUAGUAGUAAUGACGUGUAG
This is a messenger RNA of Striga hermonthica, 1515 nucleotides long. The record is from the annotation of a GenBank genome assembly. Lineage: Eukaryota; Viridiplantae; Streptophyta; Magnoliopsida; Lamiales; Orobanchaceae.